Messenger RNA from Aegilops tauschii subsp. strangulata, 870 nucleotides. RefSeq names its product putative F-box protein At1g46984. NCBI's taxonomy places the organism in Eukaryota, Viridiplantae, Streptophyta, Magnoliopsida, Poales, Poaceae. Gene Ontology annotation, molecular function: protein binding. The record is from RefSeq and is a predicted model, not a curated record.
AUGCAGGCGCCGGUCUACUUGCCAGACGAACUCGUCUCCGACAUCCUGUCUAGGACCCCUGAGAUGUCCGUGUGCCAGUUCCGAUGCGUGUCCAAGGAGUGGCACGCCCUUCUCUCCGACCCAGCCUUCCUCGCCGCGCAGAAGUCCCGCGCCGAGCCGUUUCUCGUGGUGGCCUCCCGUCCCGGCCAGGACAUGCGUCUGGUUAAUAUGGACGGCGAGGUUGUGAGGGUGAUCGAUGGUAUGCGAGGGAUUUGGAUCCCUGCGCCCAUGAGUCCCGACGACGUUGUAUGUGGCAUCGGCUAUCUACAUGACGCUCCUUGUGUCUCCGGGGUGAUUGACCUUGCCACCAUGAAGGUGCUCGUCGCCCGUUUGGAAGGCGACAAAGCCUGGGGCUUCGGUCGUGCCAUCCCAUCUGGCGCGUAUAAGCUGGUGCGCUUUAGAGCCCGCACUAAUUGCGAGGUCUUUACGAUAGGAGAUGGUGCCGGGUGGAGACGGAGGAAAGCACGCCCAUUGCGUCACAGGUACAACUCCCGUGACCGGUACACAGCAGCGGUCAAUGGUAAGUUGUACUUCUUGCCGGAGGAACGGCGGGACAGGAACUCUUUGCUCUGCUUUGACCUCGAGAGCGAGGAAUGGAAAAAGAAUAUUAGAGGCCCACCGAAUGUGGAGAUCUUAUGGCUUAUCGACUUAGGCAAGCUGAACGGCGCUCUGUGCAUAUCUGAACUAAAGGAUUGGAAAACCAACCAUGGAUAUACAAAUAUAUGGCUCUUGACUGAUUCUGAUAAAAGCACAUGGGUCAAGGCGUAUACGGUUACUGAUCUAUUAAGAUCGUCGUACAACAAAGAAAAUUUGUGUACCAGAUCAUCUUGA